Molecule: messenger RNA, 1639 nt
Organism: Saccostrea cuccullata (small rock oyster)
Lineage: Eukaryota; Metazoa; Mollusca; Bivalvia; Ostreida; Ostreidae
Product: sodium/nucleoside cotransporter 2-like
Exons: 10
Coding region: 1-1620 (539 amino acids)
Biological process (GO): nucleoside transmembrane transport
Cellular component (GO): plasma membrane
Molecular function (GO): nucleoside:sodium symporter activity
Source: RefSeq, a predicted model, not a curated record
AUGGUAGCAAAGAGAGGUUUUCUCUGUCUACUAUUGGUGGCCUAUAUUGUUUACUUCUCCUUUGCCAUGGUGAUGAACUUUGAGAAAGCCAUUCCUCUCCUGUGUGUUACUGUACUUGUAUGUUUCUACGUGAGCUGUACAUUUGUGAAAAGAAAACUCGGAGAUCAGGUGGCCGAAAUCUUACGAUGCAGGAAAUUGAAAGAUAUUUCCAUGUUGAGGUCGAGAAAAUUCAGCAUAAUCAUGUAUGGUGGGACUUCAGUGAUAUUAACAGGUGUCAUGAUCUUCAUUAAUCUUCCCAGUCCAACAAACCUCAUUUCUCUUGGUGGAAUAUUCACUUUGUUGCUGUUUAGUUGGCUGAUCUCCUAUCACAAAACAAAGGUAGAUCCGCGCCCGGUUGUGUGGGGCCUUACACUGCAGUUUCUGCUUGGACUCUUCGUUCUCAGAACCAGCAUAGGGCAAGAGACCUUCUCUUUCCUUGGAAAACAAGUGGAGAAUUUCCUAAGUCACGUGAUCGCUGGAGUGGAAUUCGUCUUUGGCGAAAACUACAAAGACUUUGAAUUUGCUUUCAAGCUGAUGCCCACGGUGAUAUAUGUGAACGCUGUGGUGUCCAUUUUGUAUCAUUUUGGAAUAAUGCAGUCUGUCAUUAAGAAGCUGGCGGUCGUAAUGCACUACACUAUGGGAACAUCCGGGGCUGAGACCUUGUGUACCGCAUCCAGUAUCUUCCUUGGGCAGCCCGAGGCAUCUUUUACAAUACGUCCAUAUCUGGAAAAGAUGACGCAUUCUGAACUCCACGCUAUCAUGACAGCAGGGUUUGCUAGUGUUACAGCGGAUGUGUUUGGGCUUUUUGUUGUGUAUGGAAUCUCAUCGGCACACAUCUUGACUGCAGUUUUAAUGUCGGCUCCUGCAGGACUGGCUGUAUCUAAGAUAAUAUAUCCGGAAGUUGAUGAACCGGAAACGAGAAACCUUACAAAGUUAGAAGACGAUAAAAGCAGCACGGAAACAGCCAACGUGGUUGAUGCGGCAGCCAAGGGGUCAGCAGAAGCCAUCUAUGUGGUGUUUGCGGUGGUAGCCAGUUUGAUUGCCUUCCUCAGUAUACUACACUUCAUUAAUGCCGUCAUCACUUAUCUCGGAAGUCUAGUGGACAUCGAAGGACUCACCCUUGACGUAAUACUGUCCUAUAUCCUAAUCCCUGUUGCCUUCCUGAUGGGGGUGCCUUGGUCGGACUGUCGUGUAGUCGGGGAGGUCGUGGGGCUAAAAACCAUCAUCAAUGAAUUUGUAGGCUAUGAGAGACUUGGUACAUAUAUCAAGGCCAACAAAGUAUCGAGAAGGGCAGAAACAAUAGCUACAUACGCACUGUGUGGUUUUUCUAAUCCCACCACAAUCGGGAUAACUUUAUCCGGACUUGGCGCUCUUAUUCCUUCGCGAAGGAAGGACUUGGCAAAAUUAGUCAUGACGUCAUGGAUUGCUGGAAGCAUAGCUUGCCUCCUUACUGCUUGUUUUGCAGGACUGAUGUACAUAGAAGAAAUAGAAAACAUACUAUACACCUCUGGAUCCAAUGUAACUUUAAAUAUAAUAUCUAGUUUGACUCUAAAUGUGACGACAAUUUUACCAAUAACAUGAGAAGCUUUUGAAAUAAAUA